CGCCGACUAGAUCAAGCAAGACAAUGGCCGAGAAGGAGUGCACCGCGAAAGUGACCGAGGGCCCUGUGCUCGGCAAGUCCGGCAAGAAGAUUUGCUGUUCAUGUCCGACUACCAAGCAGGCACGCGACCUGUGCAUCGUUAAUAACGGCCAGGACAAGUGCAAGGACAUCAUUGAGGCCCACAAGGCCUGCCUGCGCAGCGAAGGCUUCACGAUCAAGUAAGCGGCAACUGCAUAGCACAAUCAGCAACGCGCAGACAUUCUGCUGCACGUAUAUAUGAAGGACACGCGAGCGACAACAGCGUUAAUAAAUGCAACAGAGCGACUGCCACUCGUGAUUAAAAACACGAAAGUCUUGUUGUGUCGGUUA
Messenger RNA from Phytophthora infestans T30-4, 368 nucleotides. RefSeq lists its product as uncharacterized. Gene Ontology annotation, molecular function: copper chaperone activity; copper ion binding. NCBI's taxonomy places the organism in Eukaryota, Oomycota, Peronosporomycetes, Peronosporales, Peronosporaceae. Gene Ontology annotation, cellular component: mitochondrial intermembrane space. The transcript has a single exon. The record is from RefSeq and is a predicted model, not a curated record. The coding region runs from base 24 to 221 and encodes 65 amino acids.